ACAAACCAAAUUUAUACAAAGCAACGUGGAAAAGGUUGUCAUCAGCUGGUCAAGAUACAUGAAAUUGAAGCUUAAUUUCUAUUUUUAAUGCUCAAUUAACACAUAAAUACAGUUAAUUAAGACAGCCUCCAGAAACAAAUGUUCCAAACCACCAAUGUCUUUUUCUUUUUCCCUUCAAUUUCUUGUCUUUCCAGAUAUGCCCUCGUCUUAGGGAUUCAGUAAGAAUUACACAGCUGGAGGUUAGGGUCAAUCUUGUCUAUAUGAAAUGAAAACCUAUUUCGGUUAGGCUGGCAACUCUUACCGCUAAAUCCCGCGCAAAAUUCGUUAUCUUUCCCAUAUCAAAAUAGAAGAUGAGUCUGAGUUUUAUUAAAUGUUCUUGGAUAUUGGUUUUUAAGAAUUCGUUGGAGGGUUUUCUUCUUCUUCGAGUUACAACAUUUUUAAGGUAAGCUUUGAAGCAAAAGGAUGGUAACCGUCUGGGGGGGUACAGAUCAACAAAAAGCUGUAGGAUCACCAAGAGGAGAGGUGGGAGAGAUUGACACCAAGAAGCCAUUUCAAUCUGUCAAAGCUGCGGUUAGUUUAUUCGGUGAAGUAGCUAUCAAGGGGAAACCUGCUGCCAGGAGAUCAAGGCUUUCUUCAGAGAAUGUGCUUGACAAGGAGACCCAAAUUGUAUUGGCUCAGAGAGACGUAGACAAGUUCAAGAGAGAGGGGGAGAAUGCCGAAACUACGCAAGCUCGAGCGGAUUCUGAACUUGAAAAGGCCAAGAGAACAUUGAAUGAUUUAACCACCAAGCUCAAAGCUGUAGAUGAGACCAAGAAAUUAGCCAUAGAAACUGUGGAAGCGGUGAAAGAAAAGGCUAAGAAACUUGAAGCAGCAAAAUCCCAACAACUCAUGGAAAAUGCUGCUCGGGAACUGGAACUGGAUGAGGCAAGACAACAGUACGAGAUGACUGCUUGUGAACUUGAUGCUGCAAAGGAGCAAAUCAACCAAAUCAGACAGGAUUUUGACGCUGCAUUGGAGGCAAAAUCGUCUUCAUUCAAGCAAGCAGCAGAAGCUCAGCGUUCAGCUAAAACAAACAAGGAAAGGGCUGGUGAUCUUUCACAGGAAAUCGGAGCUAUGCAGGAAUCAGCUCAACAUCUAAAGAUUGCCUCUGCACAAAUUCAAGAACAGCAGGCAAAGGUAGUGGCAGAAAAAGAUGCUCGCAUACAAGUUUGCAAGACUGCCAUGGAAGAAGCAGAGAAGAAUUUGGAGAUUUUGAAGAAAGAAUAUGAUCCUGAGAUCACAAAGAAUCUUCAGGCAAAGCUCGCAGAAACAUCUGCGGAGAUUGAACUUCUACAAGACGAGAUGAAAAAGGGUCAUGCCUUAGAAAUGGAAAGAAUGAGAGCUUUAACCAUCGAGUUCAAUGAAGCAACGAAGGCACUGCAAGAAAUUGCCAUCGAAGAGAGUUCUCUUCGAAAUAUGGUUACUUCCCUUCGAAUGGAAUCGGAAAAUGUGAAGAUGGAGAAAACUGAAUUGCUGGUGAAGGAAAUCGAAAAAGAAUAUGCUGCGAUAGAAAAAGAAACUGAAAAUGCUAGACGAGAAGCAGAAGAGAUGAAGAAUAAUGCUGAAGAGGUGAAGGAAGAAGCAAAAAAUGCGAGAUUACUGGCUCAAGAUGCUGAGGGAAAGCUAGAACUUGCUCUUAAAGAGGUUGAAGAAGCCAAGGCGGCAGAAAAGAAAGCCCGCGAAGAGAUGAAGACACUAUCUGAAAGAAAGAGCAUUGAAGAUCAGGAUGCCGAUAAUAAGAUCAAAAUUUCACUGGGAGAGUUUGAGAGUUUAAAGAAGAAAGUAGAGAAAUCAGGAAAUAUAGCAGAUACGACAGUGACCGAUGUCAUGGCUCAGGUAGAAGCAAUGAAUGGAAGCAAUAAUGAAGUAGAGAAGAAGUUAGAGGAAAAUUUAAAAGCAAUUGAAGAAAUCAAAGAAGCAACUUCCAUGGCUUUGAGGUCAGCAGAAAUGUCGGAGGCUGCACAAAAGACCCUCAAGGCUCAACUCCAGAGGUGGCGUGAAGAGGAGCAAACAGUUUUGGUGGUAGCUUAAAGUGCUUUCAGGAUGGUAGGACAUUCAGAUGAGUCAUGAGGGUCACUUCCUAUGAUUCUGCAAUUGAAAAUCAGAUCUUGCAGGUGGUUCAGAUUAGUCAUUGGGGUUUAAAAGGACAUAAUUUCUAAAUCCUUGGUGUGAUUUCCCCAA
Molecule: messenger RNA, 2220 nt
Organism: Populus trichocarpa (black cottonwood)
Lineage: Eukaryota; Viridiplantae; Streptophyta; Magnoliopsida; Malpighiales; Salicaceae
Product: WEB family protein At1g12150
Exons: 3
Coding region: 463-2070 (535 amino acids)
Source: RefSeq, a predicted model, not a curated record